AACAGCUCCGCCGUCCAUCUGGCACUCGAGACAAACUGCGCAUCACAUCUAGGAUCGACCUUGGCUACCUUGGCUAGAGCUUGUUUCUAACUUCCAUGCAGAUCGAAUGAUGGGUGACCGGGGUUAAUCCCCACAACGCCCCUUUCCGUUUCUCUUGGCUUUCGUCUUUUCUUCAAAAGCAGAGCUCUUGGCUCUCGUCUAUCCUCUUUUUUAUACUUCAACUCCCAUGAAGUUCGGUGUUGUUUGAGACAACUUCUAUUCAGCAGCUGCUUUAUUUUUUGUUUCUUUUCUAUUCAAUCUUUUCUUGCCCCUUGAGGCUCUUUGGCUUCAUUACCCUUCUUUGUAAAUUCAUCCGCUUCUUAACCGACUCUUCCUAGUCCAACUGCCAACUAAGACCGGGUCUUUUCUGAGUCUCUUCUUUCAUUUAAUCCACCUGGUGUGGUGAUACGUAUAUUUUUACGUCAUCCUUUUUUCACUUCAUUUACGAUUAUAGGAAGAUGCAGUCUUUCGCGAAGUUGUUGCUCCUCUUUGGGCUCUUGGCCUUGGCUUCUGCCUCCCCGGUUGGAAUCCAAAAACGAGGUGUAUACAAGGUUGAACGAGUUCCGAACCCGAACUAUACCGGCCGCAAUGGUCCUCGAGCUCUGUUGAAGACACUCCGGAAAUAUAGGAUGCCUAUACCGGCAUCCGUUGCAGGCGCUGCUCAACAACAGAGUGAGAUGAUCUCAAAGAGAGAACCUAAGAGAGGAAAAGGAAGAGGUCAACGUCAAAAGGGUCAGAAUGGAGGUGCAGCCACAACUGGGCAGGCUGCUGCCGCCGGGUCCGCUGCUAACGGCACCGGUCUCGUGACGAAUACCCCUGAGGCUAAUGAUGUUGAGUAUCUGUCUCCUGUCACCAUUGGCGGACAAACCUUGAACCUCGAUUUCGACUCCGGCUCGUCCGAUCUAUGGGUUUUCAAUAGUCAGCUUAGCACAGCCGCGACUCAGGGCCACACUAUCUAUGACCCAACUAAGUCCACGACAUUUGCUCUCAUGCAAGGUGCCACGUUCGAAAUUUCUUACGGUGACGGCUCGGGUGCCGCGGGCAACGUUGGCACUGAUACUGUGGACAUUGGCGGCGCUACCGUUACCAACCAAGCAGUAGAGAUGGCCACCGCUGUCUCCCGGUCUUUUGUCGAGGAUACCAACAACAACGGUCUGCUCGGCCUCGCAUUCAGCACACUUAACACUGUCCAGCCAGCUCAGCAGAAGACGUUCUUCGACAAUGUGAAGGAUUCGCUCGCCGAGCCUGUUUUCACUGCCGAUCUCCGGGCGCAAGCAGCUGGCGCAUACGAAUUUGGGCGUGUGGAUACGAGCAAGUUCACAGGUGCCAUGACAUGGGUCCCCGUCAAUACGACAGAUGGUUUCUGGCAGUUCACGAGCGAGAAAUUCGCAGUCGACGGUGGAACCACCCAGACUUCUACGGCUGGCGCACAGGCGAUUGCCGACACCGGUACCACUCUCCUCUUGGCCGAUCCUGCUGUGGCACAGGCCUACUAUGCACAAGUUGAUGGCGCCGUAGAUGACGAACAACAAGGUGGCUUUACGUUUCCUUGUGAUGCAACACUGCCCGAUCUCCAGAUAGAUGUGGGUGGCACCAUGGCUACCGUCAAGGGCACCGACAUCAACUUUGCUCAAGUCGAUGACCAGACUUGUUUCGGUGGUCUACAAGCUACGACGGCAGGUCUCCAGAUCUACGGUGAUAUCUUUUUCAAGAGCAACUUUGUCGCCUUUAACGGCGGAAACAACACUCUUGGAUUUGCGCAGCACGCAUAGAUGUGCCUCUUGCAUGUAACCAUAUGUAUAUUAUUUCCUUGCAUGUGAGCUACGGCCAUGAACUGUAUAUAUCAUGUGAGAUUUUUGAUUCCAAGAGGC
This is a messenger RNA of Daldinia vernicosa, 1910 nucleotides long. RefSeq names its product acid protease. The record is from RefSeq and is a predicted model, not a curated record. The transcript is spliced from 2 exons. Bases 498 to 1811 code for a protein of 437 amino acids. Gene Ontology annotation, molecular function: aspartic-type endopeptidase activity. Gene Ontology annotation, biological process: proteolysis. Lineage: Eukaryota; Fungi; Ascomycota; Sordariomycetes; Xylariales; Hypoxylaceae.